GCCCCUGAGCCGGACCAGACAUAAACAAACGAUGGCGGAGGCUCUACCAUGCGACUUCGAUGCUUGGUUAAAAGACACUCUAAUUGCACUAAACACAGAUGACGAAGUUUUCAGUCCGUAUAUUAAAGGGAUUUUAGAAGGAGAGGAGAACAAGGAGGAAAAGGUGGAGGCUCUACAGGGAAUUCUUACAGAGAUAACGGAUACGGGCAUUGAGGCACUCUGUGAUGACAUCUGGAAGAAAUGGACCCUGCUUGCGGAACCGGAAGAGCCCUCAGAUACUGUGAAAAAGGUUGAGUUUGAGGAAAAGAUUGCCAAGAUCAUGGAGGAGCAGGCUCAGUGUGUGGUGGUUAACAAGACGCGCUCCAAGGAGGAAGAAUCCCUGAAGAGUGCCAUAUUGGCACAGUAUGCUGAGGUAUCUGAUGGUGAAUGCACGGAUGAGGAGGAGGGGGAAGAGUCAAGCCAAGGAGGCCUAAUAGGAGUGAAGAACACAAAUGCAGAGGAGGUGAUCAAAGCAGAACGCGAAAGGAGGGAGAAGAACAAAGAGGAGUCGCAGCGCAAGAAGGAAAAGGAUAAGGAGGAUAGAGCUAAACAGAAGUCCAAAGAUGAAGAGAGAAAAGAGAAGGAGAAGAAACGCACACAGAAGGGAGAGCGAAGACGGUGAUCGUCUGCGAAUAUAGCCUGUACCAUUUUCAUUUGGAAUUUAUGUUAUGCCAAUAAAUAUAUCAGCUGAUGGUUUUGA
Molecule: messenger RNA, 739 nt
Organism: Penaeus monodon (black tiger shrimp)
Lineage: Eukaryota; Metazoa; Arthropoda; Malacostraca; Decapoda; Penaeidae
Product: coiled-coil domain-containing protein 43-like
Exons: 5
Coding region: 32-661 (209 amino acids)
Source: RefSeq, a predicted model, not a curated record